Molecule: messenger RNA, 1680 nt
Organism: Spinacia oleracea (spinach)
Lineage: Eukaryota; Viridiplantae; Streptophyta; Magnoliopsida; Caryophyllales; Amaranthaceae
Exons: 9
Coding region: 66-1427 (453 amino acids)
Biological process (GO): proteolysis
Molecular function (GO): cysteine-type peptidase activity
Source: RefSeq, a predicted model, not a curated record
UAACUCCAUGUCGUCUUGCCCUUGAGGAUAAAGUUUUGGGUAACAAAGUGAUAGUGGCAGAUGGUAUGGCGUACCCAUUGGAUGGUUCGUUGCACCAACACUUUAGAUCGAUGAAGCCUAGUCAUUAUAAGGUCCAAGUUGAUUGUAUUUACGACGGACAUGAUGAUGACACUCUUCCGGUACCUACUGGAGAUGGAUUCAAUAACUUAGGCAGGGCUCUUGCUAGUUUUGUGCAAUGGCCAAUUCACUUGGUGAUUUUCGAAGAAGACGAGGAGUACUCUACUCCACGCCCAACAAAGAAGUCCAGGAGUCAGAUUUUUGAAGAGGUGGUUGGUAGCUCCAAAGAGAAGAAAAACGAAUUAAUUGUCAAAGAGAAGACAACAGAAUUAGUUGUCAAAGAUAAGACAACAGAAUUAAUUGUCAAAGAGAAGGCAACACUUGAUUUAGGGUCCAAAGAGAAGACAACACUGAAGUUAACGGCCAAGGAAAAUUCAUGCUCAAAUAAGUUGGAGUCGAAAUCGAAGUCGAAGAACUCUAAGAUGGCCAAAGAGAUGGUAGGUAGUUGUGAUCGUAAAACUGAAGAAUCAGCCGCCAAAAGUAAGAAGCAAAAUUUGGCAGACGACACAAUUCAAGGUCUUGGCCCAUCAUGCAAUUAUUUGAAGUUUAUCAUCAAUACGGCGCCCGGUGAUGUAUAUAAAAAUACUUCAAUCCCAUUGCCCGCUUCGGUUUGGCAUUAUGACGAAGAUCGACAAACUUAUAUAAAUGAGGUUGACGUUGAAGAGUUCCUUAGAGGGGCGUGCCUCAACAUUUCAGUGAUCCAAGUCUAUAUGAUGUGUUUAUUCCACGAACACACCUUUGCAUUUGACAACUCUCAGAUUGGGUUUGUUUGUCCCGAGGCAAUGUCAAGCUCUAGAAUCAAGGCCAACCCUCAGGCUGCAUCAAUGUAUUUGAAAGUAGUUUUCAAUGCUGAAAUUGAAAAGGAGAAGAAGGGUGAUCCUAACAUUACCAAGUGGUUUUUGAUCCCAUACCAUCAAGAAAAUCAUUGGAUUUUGUACGUGUUAGACCUACGUAGAGGUUGUGCGUAUAUUUUCGACUCUGCGAUAGGUUCCAACCGAGAAAAUAGUGCAUGGGGAAUCUUGUGUUUGGCAUACCAAGUGUACAAGUUUAAUGAUGGGAUUUGUCCGAAUAGAGCGACUAUGCAGGGGUUGAAAGGCUUCCAUGUAAAGUGUGCUCAACAAGUCGGCGCCCGCGAGUGUGGCUAUUACGUUAUGAAGUUCAUGCAUGAAAUAGUCACGUUACACCAUAACACUGAUGAGCGGUUAGACAAUGCUUACACUCCAAGAAAUGCGCCUUAUACCGAUGAGGAAAUAGAUGUGGUUCGUGAGCAAUGGGCUAAGUUUUUUACAACCGAGUAUUUAUUUACUUAGGUUGUUUAGACACAAAGAUGGAAGCGUUUAUAUCUUCAUGGAUUUGGCUAGGGAUCGAGUCGAUUGGAAGAAAGUCAACACGACCUUACUUAAGGUUUGUACGUAAUGCAUGAUCUAAAGGGACCUAAGUGGCUGGAUUAGAGACAUUUGUUAGAUUAGCUCUCUAGCCUUUUGUCUUUAGUUGUUAAUAUUAGUUGUAAUUUGUUAGACUAGCUAGGUGUUUAAAAAUUGUAAACAUACGUACUAUAUAUAC